GAAGAAGAGUUACGGAAAAGCGGGGAGGCCAAAUACGCCCACCUGAGUAAUGAUUUACACGUGUUAAUUGAAGUCUUCGCUCCACCGGGAGAGGCCUAUUCCCGCAUGAGUCACGCCUUGGAGGAAAUUAAAAAAUUUCUUGUUCCAGACUACAAUGACGAGAUUAGGCAAGAGCAGCUGAGAGAGUUAUCCCUGCUGAACGGAUCCGACGAGUCGGGCAGAGGGCGGAGCGCACAAGGGAGGAGCGUACGGUCAACAACCACAGCAUCCACAAUGAGCCACAGAGGUGCGAGCAGAAGAGCAGCGGCACCUCGAGGGACGGCUGCAGCCACACACAGCAAACUUCCCACAGCAGUCCUGACGAGGGACCUGCAAGCUCCGAGGACAAGGGGGGCAGCGGCAAACGCCGGAUACAGGCCCCCGCUCUUAGCAGUCACACAUGAAUCAUAUGAUGACUAUGGUUACGAAGAUGGAUAUGAUGAAGAAUACGAAGAUGAGAGUUAUGAAACCUAUGAUGAAAACUACAGCACUCAGUCAAAGAGCAUUUCAGAAUAUUAUGAAUAUGGACACGGAACCAGUGAUGAAUCGUACAACAGCUAUGAAGAAGAGUGGAAGAGCCCCAGACCUGUUCUCAAAGCUCCAGCGUUACGCCUGACAAGAGGAGGCUACAGAAAGCAUCCCUAUGAUAUUGAAAAACACACUAGUGUGUGUUCACCAGAGCCCAGAGGAACACGGCAGGGCACACAAAAAACACCUGUCUCAAGACGGAAGAUUUCCUUCGCACAUUUCUAUCUUCAGCAGAAGAGAGAGUUCUUGGACAGAGAGAGAAACAGACUCCAGAGGAAAUUCCAGUGCGAGACAUGAUGGAAUUGACUGAGGGACGACCCGCAGGCAUACUUUGUAGAGGAUUGGCUGAACACCAGGUGGACUAAAACACUUUCAAGUCUGAGUGUUCUGAGCUAUAAAAUACCUUCUGGCAUUAACAUUUUUAUCUGAACAAACAUCUCUCUGAGUUUGGUCUAUGAUAUGUCUAAUGGUGCAUGAUGUAUUUGCAGCUGAGAAGACACAUUUUAUUGUGAAUGUUUGGUUGUUUUAAAAUACAGUGAGGCGAAUCAGUAUUGAACUUGUCAACAUGUUCUUGGUAAAUCUAUUUCUAAUAGGACUAUUGGCUUAAAACAUUUUACACCAGAUUCAGGAAAAGGCCAGGGGUCAGAUUGCCAUGAGGACCGAACAUUCUCCCGUCAAGUUUAUUUAUUUUUUUCCUUAUAAAUCCCAAAUGACGGACGCACGUUUCAGGCCCCAUUGUGCGUACGCAAGCUUUAUACAUAAGACCCCAGGCAAUCUACACAUACAAAGACAUCAAAACAUCUAAAUCUAUAAAUUAAAUUGCAGACUGUCUUCAAGUCUUGACGGUUCUGGGAAUCUCAAAACAGUCCAGUUCUUUCCACUGAUGAUAUAAAUUCCAGAUGGAUCAUUGAAAAGCUUUAAUGUGGUUUUACUUCAGCAGUGGAGUCUUGUGCAGUGAUUGGAUAUGGAGGUUUUUGCACUGAGUACAUUUAUUAUUGUUUUCAUGGAAAACGGUACCUGCUAUUUCCAGGUCUUUCUAAAUUUCUCCAUGAGUUGUCUUUACCUUUUGGACAACUCUUCUGAUUAUUUAUUUGACUAACUAAUGCCAUCUGUAUGUUUUGUAAUAAUAGGGUUAAAAAUGUGUUAAGAGAGCUCUUUGCUCUUAUCAAUCAUGAAAUACUUGAGAUAUCUUGGCUAUGAGAAAUUUUUUAGACAAUAAAUAAGGACCAAGCCGGUUGUAAUUAACUUGCACUAACACAGAGCAAGAUUGAUUCCUAAAGACUGAUUUUGACUCUUUUUUUGUCUCUUCUGUGAUGUUUGAAGCUUCUUUCUUCAUGAGUUUAUUGGUAUUCAUGAUUUUGUUUAAAUAUAUUAUGAUUUAUGGACUAAUGUGUUUGGAUUUCUUUGUGUGUCUGUUUUUUGUUUGAUUUUGUCUUUUGGGUUGUUACUGACACAUUGUGUGAAUUGGCCAAAGAAACAAAAACACCCAUAGAAAUAGAGUUACUGAGAAUAGCAUUGAUGUGUGAAUACUCAUUUUACCCAUUAUUAUUUUAAUCACCAGUUUUUUAAUUACCAAAAAAUGCAAAUUACUGAAAUGGAAAGAUGUUUUCAUCCGGCCCCUGCUAUCAUUUCUGACCUAACCUACUGCACCCUGUGUCUGUACCCAGUUCUUGUAAUAAAUGAUACACUUAAGGCUGCCAACAAGAACAUGUCAGUUCAUUAAGUAAGUCGAGCCCACUGCUGGCUUCCUAGCCAAAUGUCACAGCCAGUUUACAGCCCUGCUGGUAAAUCCUCCUGCUGCUUCAUGGAGCUUCCCUUCUAGUCAUUUUCCCCUGGUCUUCAUAAUGAAUGAUCCUCUCUGCACCUUUAAAUACAACACAUGGUCAUUGCCGGUUGAGACUGAUAGAAGCGAUACAAUGUGCCUACUGUUCAAAUAAAUGCUCAUCCCAGA
This is a messenger RNA of Fundulus heteroclitus (mummichog), 2518 nucleotides long. Its product is annotated as KH domain-containing, RNA-binding, signal transduction-associated protein 2. Lineage: Eukaryota; Metazoa; Chordata; Actinopteri; Cyprinodontiformes; Fundulidae. The record is from RefSeq and is a predicted model, not a curated record. Gene Ontology annotation, biological process: regulation of alternative mRNA splicing, via spliceosome. Gene Ontology annotation, cellular component: nucleus. Gene Ontology annotation, molecular function: poly(A) binding; mRNA binding.